UGGAAUGGGCUUUAAAUCCCCCUGCCAAUAUUCAGUAAUCAACUUUCUUGGAUCUAAUGGUUAUUACCGAACAUUGGGUGUUUUUAUGGAGGAGAUUAAUAAGCCUAAACCAGUCCAACAACCGCCAGAACCUCCUAUAUUGCCUAGACAACAAAUGCCAACCCUACCUGAUGCGGGUUUAGAAAUACCACCACAUCCACAUGAACAUGAAAAACGAAAAUUAAUUCAACAACAACUUGUGCUUCUUUUGCAUGCUCAUAAAUGUCAACAGAGAGACAAGUUGAACCUGCAUUACCGUUGUCAACUUCCUUAUUGUGAAACAAUGAAAGGUGUUUUGGAACACAUGGUUAAAUGCACAUCUGGACGUCAAUGUGUAUUUGCUCAUUGUGCUUCCUCCCGACAAAUAAUUUCUCAUUGGAAAAAUUGUGCUAAAGAAGAUUGUCCUGUGUGUAAUCCUGUUAAAAAAUAUACAUUUCAAGGUGGUUUUACUGCACGAGAGCAAGGUAGUCAUUUUUGGAAUAUCCGAAUGCUAGUUAGGAAUUUAAUGGAAUAGUCAGUCUGCAUAUCCCAAAGAGAAAACUUCAACUUAGCGUGAAGCUCAGAUGCCUCC
Meloidogyne enterolobii is the source of this 610-nucleotide messenger RNA. The record is from the annotation of a GenBank genome assembly. NCBI's taxonomy places the organism in Eukaryota, Metazoa, Nematoda, Chromadorea, Rhabditida, Meloidogynidae.